This is a messenger RNA of Closterium sp. Naga37s-1, 6480 nucleotides long. Lineage: Eukaryota; Viridiplantae; Streptophyta; Zygnematophyceae; Desmidiales; Closteriaceae. The record is from the annotation of a GenBank genome assembly.
AUGACGCGUCUCGAGCCGCGGCGCCAUCGCCGGCGAGAUUACUGGAUGUUGCGCUCCGCAUCCCCGCGUGUGAGCGGGCCGCCGCAGCUCGCGGCGCGCGCGGCGGCGCUCCGGCGGCUCGUUGUGGCGAUCUGCCUUGUCCUUGCUUGCACACGUGGCGUUGUCGGAGAGGCUUCCAGUGCUGGUGCUGCUGUGUCGUCACCAGCGCCUCUCCGGUGCCAGCCAUUUCCGCCUCCUUCCCACCCCCCUUCCCCCCCUUCCCCCCCUUCUCCCCCUCCCCCCACCCGCUCAGCUUCCAGUGCUGGUGUUGCUGUGUCGUCACCAGCGCCUCUCCUGUGCCGCCCCAUCAUCCCCCUCUCUCGCUCCCCUCCUUAUCGCCCCCAUUUCCCCCUUCCCCCACUCCCCCCACCUCCAGUGCCCUCCAGUGCCCUCCAGUGCCCUCCAGUGCCUGUGCUGCUGUGCCGUCACCAGCGCCUCUCCAACUGCUGCUCAUUCCCCAUCAUCCCCCUCUCUCCCUCCCCUCCUUAUCUCCCCCAUUUCCCCCGUCUCCCACCCCCUCAGACCUCCAGUCCCGGUGCUGCUGUGUCGUCACCAGCGCCUCUUCCCACUACCUCCAGUGCCGCUGCUGCUGUGCCGUCACUAGCACCUCCCCGGUGCCACCCCAUCAUCCCCCUCUCUCCCUCCCCUCCUUAUCUCCCCCCCUCCCCCCGCUUCUCCCCCUCCCCCCCCCCCCCCCCCCCCACCCACUCAGACCUCCAGUGCCGGUGCUGCUGUGUCGUCACCAGCGCCUCUUCCCACUGUGCCGGCCAUUUCCGCCUCCUUCCCCACCCCGCUUCCCCACCUUCUCCCCCUCCCCCCACCCGCUCAGCUUCCAGUGCCGGUGCUGCUGUGUCGUCACCAGCGCCUCUCCUGUGCCGCCCCAGCUGCUCAUUCCCCUUCCCCACUCUUCCUCCCCUCCUUGUCUCCCCCAUUUCCCCCUUCUCCCCCUCCCCCCACCCACCCAGACCUCCAGUGCCGGUGCUGCUGUGUCGUCACCAGCGCCUCUCCAGUGCCGCCCCAGCUGCUCCCAAUAGAAUCCUAUCAAAGUGUCCACAUUCGCUCCUGCUGCUCUCCUGCAGUGCACUCGGCUUAUCCGAUCUCAGCCCACGAACCACAGCCACCGACCGACCGCAACUGCACCCACCCCUGUACGCCCACUCUUUCUUGCUGCACUCCUGCCCUGCAGCUGACUUACCGAAUUUCACCCCACCAUCCACUGACCCGCUCCAGCCACUCCUAUCGCACUGCGCCCGCUCUCUCCUGCUGCAUUGCUGCCCUGCAGCUGACUUACGAAGUUCCAGCCCACGGGAGCAGGAGUGGGAAUGGAAUGUAACCCAAGGGCUUUUGAGCCUUGCGUGUGGGGAAUUCGCGAAGUCUGAAACGACCAGCAGAGAUAAGGCGAUUGAAGGGGAGACGGAAGAGCAAGCAGGAAUUGGGAGCGAAGGGGCUGGUCUGAUGAAGGAAGAGGGUGAGAGAGCAGGAGAGACACAGCAGCAGGAGUUGACUUUUGAGUCGACUCGAAAGUCAACUGAGGCGAUUGAAGGGGAGGCGAAGGAGCAAGCAGGAAUUGGGAGCGAAGGGGCUGGUCUGAUGAAGGAAGAGGGUGAGAGAGCAGGAGAAACACAGCAGCAGGAGGGACAAGGGCAGCAGCAGCAGCAGCAGCAGGGGCAGCAGGGGCAGCAGAAACAGAAGCAGCGUAAAUGGGAGACUGGGCAAAGUGAGGGGGCUGGACAAACGCUUUACUUGUGUCUCAGUAACAGCAAGGUGACUCUCGAUUUGGCUCACAAAUCGUUUGAGGGAGGGGAAGCAGCAGGCAGAGGAGUAGUGCUGCUACUGUGUGUCAGAAGCAGCAGGGAGAGAGAGGGGAUGGGAAGUGGAGGAGGGGACAAGGAGGGAGAGGGUAUGAGAAGUGGACAGGGAGUGGAGGGAAGAACGCUAGAACAAAGGGUUGGGAAGGCAUUGGAUAGGGAAAAGGGGAGAGGUGUGAGUAGGGGAGAAGAGCGGAAGGGGAGGGGGAGAGGAGACGGGUGGAAUGGGGAGGGGAUGGAGGGAGCUGACAUGGGGGAGAGAUCAGUCAAGGAGGCGGGCGGCUCUGCUGCGUACAUGGGGGAUAGAUCAGUCAAGGAGGCGGGCGGCUCUGCUGCGUAUCAGUCAAGGAGGCGGGUGGCUCUGCGCGUGAGGCUGAGUGGGCAGGCACGCAGUGCCACGUCAGCAGUCGCGACGUCAGCAGGCCAGGCACCAGCUCAAGCUCCUGCGGCCGAACCUCCUGCCGCACCUCCUCCCGAACCUCCUGCCGCACCUCCUCCCGAGCCUUCUGCCCCACCUCCUCCUGAACUUCCUGCCGCGCCUCCUCCCGAGCCUUCUGCCCCACCUCCUCCUGAACCUCCUGCCGCUGCUCCUCCUGCCGAACCUCCUGCAGCGGCCCCUCCACCAUCCGAGCCUCCUGCUGCCGCCCCUCCACCAUCCGAGCCUCCUGCCGCCGCCCCUUCACUUCCCCCCGUUGCCCCAUCACCCGAUGCCACUGCCAUUCCCCCCACACUCCCUCCCAUCCUUCCCCCUACACUUCCCCCAGCCUCUCCCCCUACACUCUCCCCCGCCUCUCCCCCUGCUCUCCCCCCAACAUCUCCCCCUGUUCUCUCCCCAGCCUCCCCCCCUGAUCCCCCUUUCGUCCCCCCUCCCUCUCCCCCUCCCCCAGACCUAGGCACCCUCACUCCUACUGCCGACUCCCCUCCCCCCUCCUCUCCCUCCUCCCCUCCCUCCUCUCGCUUCCCUCCUCCCCCAUCCUCUCGUACCCCUCCCAUCUCCCUCAUUCCUGGUACCUCCACCUCUCAUCCUCCCCCGCCUCCUCCUCAAACAAUUUCCAACCCUUCCCUUCCCCCUGCUGCUGAUCCCCCCUCACUUCUUUCCCCCUCCCCUGCUGCUUCCCCUGCCCUUGCCCCCGAGCUUUCCCCCUCUUUCCCCCCUAUAGGUUCCCCUUCCCCCUCUCCCCCUCUCGCCCCCGCCCCCGCCCCUUCCCCUGAUUUCCCCACCGCCAUCUCCCCUGCUCCUUCCCCUGCCCUUGCCCCAGCGCCAUCCCCAGCCGCCCUUCCCCCUGUGCUUCCCCCUGAGCUUCCCCCUGAGCUUCCCCCUGAGCUUCCCCCAGCUGCUUCCCCCCUUCCCCCAGAUCCCCCACAACCCCCCCCUCACCCUCACAGACCCCCUAAACGACACCCCCCACGCGCCCCCCAACCCCCUCCCCCUUCCGAGCCUCCUGCCGAGCCUCCUGCCGUCCUUCCUGCCGAACCUCCUGCCGAGCCUCCGAGCCUUUCCCCUGCUUCCAGCCCUUCCCCCUCCCCCUCUGCUGUCUUCCCCCUUUCCCCUUCUCCUCCCCCACCUCUCUCCCCCCACCCCCAUCGUUUCCCCCCCACUGCCCCCACUCUCUCCUCCCCUUCCUCAUCCCCUCCUCCUUCCCCACCUUCUUCCUCCUCUCACCCUCCAUCCUCACUCUAUCCCCCUCCACACACUCUCCCCCAUCCCCCUCCUCCACUCCCCCCUCCCCCGCCCCAUUCCCUUCCCCAACCCCUCCCCCCUCCCCCUCCCCCUCCCGUCCAUCACCCUAUAAAACACCACCCCCCUCUCUAUGCCGGCACACCCCGCAGCUUCGCUCCUGUCACCCUCACACCUCCCCCUCCUCCUCCCUCGCCUCCUCGCCUCCAAUCCACCCCUCCUCCUAGCUUAUUCCCAUCCUUCCCUCCUGCCGAAGUAAGUUCUCCUUUCUUCCUCCCUCCUCCCUUCUCUGAUUACUUCUCUCCCUCCUCUUUCUCCUUCUCCCCUGCUCUCUCCUCCUCUGCUUUGUCCUCCGCCAUUCACCGUCGGUUCGUCAAGCCCGGCCGCUGUCCUGCCGUCACCACCACCGCCACCGCCUCUCAUCCUUCCGCCCCCUCCCCCCGACAGCCGAACCGAAGUGAGUACUCUCCCUUUCAAUCUCUCCCACUCGUUCCCCCCUCCCUUGUCUCAUCACUCGCCCUCUCUGCACUUCAUUCCCACCUCUCUUCACCUCUCUCCACCGCUCCCUCUCGUUCCCCUCUCUCUCCCUUCGCUGAUUGCUUCACUCCCACCAUUCUCCCGACACCCACCCACCCAUCUCCUCUUUUCUCCCACCCCCUCCCUGUUACCCCCACCCUCCUCUUCCACUCCUUCCCUCCCCUGCCUCUGCGCCCUCCCAAUGCUCGCCUGCACUCCUCCUUCGACUCCUUCCUACACAACGUCCCCUCGUUCGCGCGAGAGCUCGCCUCGCCCCUCCUCUUACAGCCCCCUCAAGUGGAGAUCAACCACUCCCCAGCCCUCCUCCUCCUCCUUCCCCCGAUCAGCCUCUCUCACCCGCCUCUCUCACCCGCCAUCACCGCUAAUAGCAAGCCCCAACUCUUUUCUCAUCUAGCAUCACCACCUACCCUUUUAAUAAGAGAAGGAGGGGAUUCAGUGGGAGGGGAAGAAGGUGCAAGGGUAGGAGUGGGGGGGAAUGCAGGAAACCAGACCAGUAGGGGAGUGGGAGAGGAGAGGCUCAAAAUAGCACUGGGAGUAGCCCAGGGCAUACGUUACUUGCAUGAGGACUCUUCCCCUUCUAUCAUCCACCGGGACUUGAAAUCUGCAAAUGUGCUGAUAGAUAGAGACUUGGUGCCUAAGAUCGCUGAUUUCGGGCUGGCUAGGACAGUGGUGGUUCGGCAGGAGAAGGAGUUGGGUAUUUCUGUCGUAGAAGAGGGGGGAGAAGGCAGGAAAAGGGGUGCGGGGAGUGGGAGCGUGGAGGGGGAGGAGGAAGGCAGGGAGAGGGAGGGAGAAGAGUCGGGGAAAGGAGAUUGGCUAAAUCAAGAGGAGAGCGGAGAGGGUGAGAGAGGAUGGUUGAUGGGAAGGCGAGGGGGAGGCGUGGCCGAGCGGAGGGAACUGGUAUCAGAGCAGAUGGUCGAUCAGAAUAAAAUGGUAUCAGCACAAAUGGUAUCGGGACAUUUGGUGGGCACGUUCGGUUACAUGGCUCCAGAAUACACACUCACGGGGAGUUUCAGUCUCAAGAGUGAUGUAUAUAGCUUCGGUGUUAUCCUCCUGGAGCUUCUCACCGGACGUAAACCUGUGGUCCGAACCGAGCCUGGAGGUGUGGAGAGCCUCGUGCAGUGGGCCAGGCCGCUGCUUGCCGAGCCUAGGCUGCAGGUUCGGCAGCUCGCCGACCCGUUGCUGGAGGGGAGGUUCGACGAGGGGAGUCUGGUUCGGGUGGUUUCCGUGGCUGGGAUGUGUGUUGCUGCUGAUGUUGCUAAACGGCCGGCCAUGAGUCAAGUAGUGGAGCCUCCCCACCAUUCACUUCCUCUUCUCUCCUCAACACUCCCUUCUUCCCCGUACCCACGUCUCACCAGCCUUCUUCCAAUCCGUUUUCCGAUAUCUCCCUUUCUGCCUGCCCUGCCCCUCUGUGCUCCCCAGCAAAUCGAGUUGACUCUGAGUCGACUGAAAAGUCGUCUCACGAACCUUCUUUCAAUCCAUUCUCCGUUUUCCGUUAUCUCCCUUCCUGCCUGCCCUGCCCCUCCUUGCUCUCCCCUUUUCAGCAGCAAAUCAGUAUCCGCACCAACAGCAACUGCAAGUGCUACCACUGCUACUUCCGCCUCCUCUGCUUCCUCUUCUUCUUCCUCCUCCUCCGCUUCCUCCUCCUCUUCCUCCCGUGUACCCUUCCGUGCCCCUCACCCCCAUCAGACCCCCUUCACCCCCACCCCCUCCAGAUCCCUCCUUUCCCCUUCUCACUCCUCCACUCACUCCUCCCCAUCUCGCCCCACCACACAAACCCCUCUGCUCUCCUCCCUCUCCUCACUCCCUCACCCUCACACCCAUCCCUCCCGUCUCCGCCCCUCCCACCCCUCCCCCUACUCCUCCCGUCAACCCCCACACUUCCCCUCUCACUCCCGCUCACAGUCCCUCUCUCACUCCCCUUCUCACUCCUCCUCCCUCGCCUCUCCCCACCACACACCCAGACGCCACCAUCCCUCCUUCCCACCGCCCCACUACCCCUCCCCAGAUAUACCUUCCCCAGCUGCCGCCUCCCCUGCUUCCUACUUAUCAGCAGAGGAGGGGUUUGAAAACCCAGGUGGAGGGGAGAGUAUGAGGGGGCCUGAAGGGAGUGGGGCAGGAGGGAUAGGGUUUUCCCUUCUGCCGCCUGUGCCAGAGGCAGAACGAGCGGCCAUGCCGAGACUUCUGAGGAUGACAGUUCAAGGGCUGGACUACAGUGAGGCAGGGGCGGUUGCUUUUUCCCUGCUGAAGCCUGUGCCAGAGGCAGAACGGGCGGCCAUGCCGAGACUGCUGAGAAUGACUGUUCAAGGGCUGGACUACAGUGCCAGAGGCACCUCAAGAACCAACUCGCCUUUCUCCUUGUCUUCCCCCCCUUCCCUUGUGCUGCAGUGGGGACCUGGCAUUGUCUUCUUGCAAGUCUGA